CGUCAAAAACAUACAAGUAUAUUUUCGAAAUGAAUCACGAUAAUUCGAACGGAAGAAGGUCCCCCUACUUAGGCGGGCCUCAGCAACCGCAACAACCACAACAACCACAACAGUCACCACGACCAUCACCACUACAGCCAGGUGAUCUACCACAAUCAGCGCACUUUAAUUUGCAACAGAAUAAUAAUAAUCUGCAAAAUAACAGUAUGUUACAAAGUCACAGCCCACAACCACAGCAGAACAACACGAUGCUACAGAGCCAUAGCCCUCAGCCCGGUUUAAAUACGGGUCAAAUUAUCCAAGGCAACCAGAUGGGCGGUAAUCAGAUGAAUGCAGGCUCAGGCCACUUCAACAACCACGGAUUCUCAACGGGACAGAGUCUUAUGUCGCAGAGAGAGAUGCCGUAUAACUACCUGAAUGAGCCAGGACUGUCAGUACCUAACCAGUAUUCGGCUAGUCACAGCCGGCCUCCAUCGGUCAACACUUUCGGCGCACACUCCGGCGGUUACCUUGGUGACCAGCUCCUAUCGCCAAUGUACCCCGUAGGCACACUUCCCAAUGGCAGCGGCAGCAACACACCCGUCCCCUUAUCGCCACAAAUACUGUCUCCACGUGGGUUUGAUCCCGGGGCACACCCACGUGUGUUUGAAACCCCACGUGGCUUCGAUGCUAGCCAAACACCGCGCAACUUCGAUCCUAGCCAACCCCCCAGGAACUUUGACCCGAACCAGCCACCCAGGAACUUCGACCCGAAUGCAGCCAACCGAGACUUUGGCCCUAUCAAUAGAAACCAGACUAUGAUGACAGGUCCGGGCCUUUCGUCCCCGCGGCUCAACCAACAAUCACUAGCGCCCAAUCAAGGAGGCGAUGGUUCCAGGCCAAAUUCUAAUCCAAUAAAACGACAGCCGUCUGCCGAAGCCCCGUAUAACCUAGACAGAUCGGCCGACGGAAAGAUGACACCCGGGGGUGUCACACAGAAGAAGCGCAAAACACGUGGCAACAACAACACCAACGGCCGCGUCUAUGACUUUGUCGAUAAGUCGCAGGAAAUCCGCGCUCAUCUGGUCGGUCAACUGGGGCUGGAGGAAUGUAAGCUGCUGGACAAGCAUCGAGAGCUGGGCAUGUCCUCUCUUUUUGAAAUCAUUGGCCCGCUCGAUUACAAAGACCUGAUCUUCUCGGAAGAGUUUCUGGUCAAGAAAGUCAAGCGCGUGCAGGAGCUGUUUGAUGUCGUAGGUGCCCCUGCGUUUGCCUUCAGGCGAUUGGGUGACCUAGUGGCGUGUAACGAGCAGUUCUGUCACCUCUUCAACAUGCCGCGCAAGGAGGUCCUGGACUUCAACUUCAUAAAGCUGUUUCACCGUGACGAUAUAGUUGAGCUGGCUGGCGAGUUGUCGAAUAAAUUGGCGCUGUUCUUCCAUCCGAAUCAAGUGAUACGAAGCAUUCGACUGGUGCAUCCCGUUAGCAAGAACCUCAUCUGCGGACGUGCUUCUCUGCGCAUCAUCCGAGAUGUAUUUGAACUCCCAUGUCUGUACACUGUAAUCAUUCUCCCCGACAAAACGGGCCCGGGCGAGGAAGACACAUACGGAAAUGGAACCGUUAUCGUUCGAUGAGAGUAUAAUAUAAAUAUGCAAAUAAC
This is a messenger RNA of Sphaeroforma arctica JP610, 1633 nucleotides long. RefSeq lists its product as hypothetical. The record is from RefSeq and is a predicted model, not a curated record. The transcript is spliced from 7 exons. The coding region runs from base 30 to 1607 and encodes 525 amino acids. Lineage: Eukaryota; Ichthyosporea; Ichthyophonida.